Molecule: messenger RNA, 1124 nt
Organism: Mytilus trossulus (common blue mussel)
Lineage: Eukaryota; Metazoa; Mollusca; Bivalvia; Mytilida; Mytilidae
Product: lys-63-specific deubiquitinase BRCC36-like
Exons: 7
Coding region: 79-879 (266 amino acids)
Biological process (GO): protein K63-linked deubiquitination; double-strand break repair
Cellular component (GO): BRISC complex; BRCA1-A complex
Molecular function (GO): polyubiquitin modification-dependent protein binding; metallopeptidase activity; cysteine-type deubiquitinase activity
Source: RefSeq, a predicted model, not a curated record
UUAGAAGGUGCGAAAUGAACAGAUCUAGCUGAAAACCAAUGCAAGUGAUUCACUGUCGACUAUGAAAUUUUGUUAAAAAUGGUUAUAAAAUGUGUUUGCCUAGAGUCAGAUGCGUACAUGGUUUGUUUGACACAUGCUUUGUCAACAGAAAGAGAGGAAGUAAUGGGGUUAUUGAUAGGCGAGAUUGACGAGAAUCGUAUAUCUCACAUCUCAGCUGUUAUCAUGCUACAGAGAUCAGAUAAACAGGCUGACAGAGUAGAAAUAUCACCAGAACAGUUGUCAGAUGCUUCCACUAAGGCAGAGAGAAUGGCAAAAGAAUUGUGUAGACCAAUGAGAGUACUAGGCUGGUAUCAUUCACAUCCACAUAUAACUGUGUGGCCGUCACAUGUUGAUGUACAAACUCAAGCUAUGUAUCAAAUGAUGGACGAAGGUUUUGUUGGACUAAUAUUUUCAGUAUUCAAUGAAGAUAAAUCUACAAAAUUAAACAGAAUAGAAGUGACCUGCUUUCAGUCUAUCAAUCAAGCUAUGGAAGACUAUCCUCCUCAGUAUGCAAGAAAAGAAGUACCAUUUUAUAUUGAACCCAGUAAAGGAAUAGGUAAAGCUUGUAUGGAUUCCUUAGUACAGUUACCAAGAAUACUCUGUCAAGAGGAAAAGGAGGCUUUCAGUAAAACAACAGACGGAACAGACUUGGAUCUCAUUACCAAACUUCAUAAUGUAUCAGUUUAUACCAAAUCUCUGUGCCAUAUAACUGAAGUAAUGAGUGGACCUUUGAUACAAGCAUUAGAAAACAGAUUAGAAACAAACAGAUCUAGAAUACAGACAUUACAGGCUAGAAAACUAGACAUUGAAAAACAAUUAAAGGAAAUAGAUAACAGCUGAGAUCAACAGUACAAAAAUUGUGUUUUUCAAAAUGAUUACAGAUGAAUCCAGCAUAGCAUGAUGUCAAUUACAUACUUGAUGGAGAUUCCAAGCAGAGGUCUAAUUGUAUUGUGUACUUCUACAUAUUUGUGGAAUUUAAGUUACUACCUGAGGAUAUAAAUGUAUUUCUUUUACCACAUUAUUGUUGAGUUAUUGAAGAUGUAUUGAAUAUAAAAUGUAUUAAAAUGAAAACUUGAAAUAGUGAG